ACACCCUUCCCCGACGUUAAAAUGGCCGGUACGCCCUCCCUACCUAGCGUCAACUUAGUAGGUUUCUUUCGGCGGCCGCGCUCCUCUUCGAUUGCUUCUCCCGUCCGAUCUUCGUUUGCCUUCGCGAGCUCCAUUUGGUGGCGCUCAUGGCGGUCGAACAGGAGGUGAAGCUCUUCAAUCGCUGGUCGUUCGAGGAAGUCCAGGUCAGUGAUAUUUCACUCAAUGACUACAUUGCCGUGACUCCUGCCAAACAUGCUACCUAUCUUCCGCAUACUGCUGGACGAUAUGCAGUCAAAAGGUUCCGCAAGGCCCAAUGCCCAAUUGUUGAGAGACUGACCAAUUCACUGAUGAUGCAUGGCCGCAACAAUGGGAAGAAACUGAUGGCUGUUCGCAUUGUCAAACAUGCAAUGGAGAUCAUUCAUCUUCUUACUGAUGCAAACCCAAUCCAAGUAAUUGUGGAAGCUAUCAUCAACAGUGGGCCGAGAGAAGAUGCAACUCGGAUUGGUUCUGCUGGUGUUGUUAGACGUCAGGCAGUUGAUAUUUCCCCAUUGAGACGGGUCAACCAGGCAAUAUACCUUCUCACAACAGGUGCUCGGGAGAGUGCUUUCAGAAACAUCAAAACCAUUGCUGAAUGCCUUGCUGAUGAACUAAUUAAUGCAGCUAAGGGUUCUUCCAACAGCUACGCUAUCAAGAAGAAGGACGAGAUUGAACGUGUUGCCAAGGCAAAUCGUUGAGUUAAUUUUAUACACUGAAGGCAAAUUUGGGAGUCGACGCUGCAAACAAUUUUUCAUGCUUGUUAUUUUUAAAUUUAUUUUGGAUCUGUUAUAGUUUGACUUGGUUCUGUUUUCUUCUUCAUUUUGUCUGUUUUAUCCAAUGGUUUUACUUUGGAAUUAGAUUUGGAUUCUUUAUUCUCUUUAGGUUUGGCCAUUUCUCUUUCUU
Messenger RNA from Elaeis guineensis (African oil palm), 939 nucleotides. RefSeq names its product small ribosomal subunit protein uS7. Gene Ontology annotation, molecular function: RNA binding; structural constituent of ribosome. The record is from RefSeq and is a predicted model, not a curated record. Lineage: Eukaryota; Viridiplantae; Streptophyta; Magnoliopsida; Arecales; Arecaceae. Gene Ontology annotation, biological process: translation. Gene Ontology annotation, cellular component: small ribosomal subunit.